Molecule: messenger RNA, 1893 nt
Organism: Candoia aspera
Lineage: Eukaryota; Metazoa; Chordata; Lepidosauria; Squamata; Candoiidae
Gene: CAMK4
Product: calcium/calmodulin dependent protein kinase IV
Exons: 10
Coding region: 1-1005 (334 amino acids)
Biological process (GO): protein phosphorylation
Molecular function (GO): calmodulin binding; ATP binding; calcium/calmodulin-dependent protein kinase activity
Source: RefSeq, a predicted model, not a curated record
AUGGUAAUGGUAGACAAGAAGAUUGUCCGAACAGAAAUAGGUGUUCUUCUUCGACUUUCACAUCCAAAUAUUUAUAUGCAUACACUGAAGAGGGAGAAGAUGGACAAUUCCUUACUUUGUUGCCUUUCUCAGAUAAAACUGAAGGAGAUAUUUGAAACCCCCACAGAAAUCAGCCUUGUCUUAGAACUGGUAACAGGAGGAGAGCUGUUUGACAGAAUUGUGGAAAAAGGAUAUUACAGUGAACGAGAUGCUGCUGAUGCUGUGAAACAAAUCCUGGAGGCAGUUGCUUAUUUACAUGCCAAUGGAAUUGUUCACCGAGAUUUGAAACCAGAAAAUUUAUUGUAUGCAACACCAGCUCCAGAUGCACCUUUAAAAAUAGCUGAUUUUGGACUUUCCAAGAUAGUUGCAGAUCAGGUUACCAUGAAAACAGUCUGUGGAACUCCAGGGUAUUGUGCACCAGAAAUUCUACGAGGGUGUGCCUAUGGCUCAGAAGUAGACAUGUGGUCCAUAGGAAUAAUCACCUAUAUCCUACUUUGUGGCUUUGAACCAUUCUACGAUGAAAGAGGAGAUCAAUACAUGUUCAAGAGGAUUCUGAACUGUGAAUAUGAUUUUGUUUCUCCCUGGUGGGAUGAUGUAUCUCUGAAUGCCAAGGAUUUGGUUAGGAAGCUAAUUGUGCUUGACCCCAAGAAACGCCUUACCACUUUCCAAGCUUUACAGCAUCCUUGGGUCACAGGAAAGGCAGCCAAUUUUGUUCAUAUGGAUACAGCUCAAAAGAAACUCCAAGAAUUCAAUGCUCGGCGUAAACUGAAGGCUGCAGUGAAAGCUGUUGUUGCAUCAACUCGUCUUGGAAGUGCAAGCUGCCACAGCACCCAUGACAGCAAUAAGCCUAGUGAAAGCCAGCUUGUAAGCCCAGGAGAUGAUACAGAAGAAAAAGAGACAGCAGUAAGCUACAUAACUCAGGAAAUGGACAUUCAGGACCAAGGAUUUGAAGGAGGAGAGCUGUAGAUCUUGCAGUGUCUUCUUUCAGCAAAGACCUCCCAUUUCAUGCACCAGCCAAUUGCCAUUCAACAAGAAUGAAUUAUGGAUGGCUUUGCUUUCAGUUGUAAAGUCCAACUGUAGCUGGUGACCUGAACUUUAAUGCAUGUGAUUGCUUCUGAAAAACAGUAAAGUCUUUUAUUGGCAUGCCAUGGAUAAAGUGAUGUUUACAGUAAUGCCAACAGGUGAAAUGGAGAAUAGGAAGUAUAUGCACAUCUUAUAAGCAACACAAAUAUAUAAUGCAGAAUGUUUAUAGGAUAAUAUAUAAAAUGCAGGAUGGUUAUUGCUUACACAAAAAAGGCACUCUCUAGCAAUCAUGACAUUUUUCCAAUAUGCUUCCUUUCAAAUUUGUAAUAAUCCAGUAGACUGAUAGGCACAAGGAUCCACCAAGUGUUUUUUAAAAAGCUUAUGAAAGGGUUUCAUUUAUUUGUGAUAACUUAAAAACUAUGAUGGACAACUUAGAGAUUUAUAUGCAAAAACAUUCUGUAUGUUCCUUUGAAAAAUUGAGAAGUUCAUUGGGAUGGCUAAAUGAUCCUGAUGCUGAUGUUAAGAAUGCCUUACCUCUGUUGGUAACCAUUUCUAUAUUGUAUUUUGAUUUAUAACUCAUCUGUCAUUUUAGUAUUAAAUAUUCCCUUGGCAGAACCAUAUUCCAGUAAGAGUUGCAUACAACCCAAGGAGGUGAAGAUGGUGAAGAAAAUUUAGAAUUAGGCAUGAGUAUGAAAUUGUUUAUAGAAAAUUGGGAGUAUCAAUCUGGAAUUACAGACUUGCACUGCCAGAAAGAUGUAUGGUAUCCUGUUGGAGAGUACCCAACAUACUGUAGAAAUACUUGCACAGUAGAUAAUACAGGAACCUUCUGCA